This is a messenger RNA of Epinephelus moara (kelp grouper), 634 nucleotides long. RefSeq names its product transmembrane protein 97 (gene tmem97). The transcript is spliced from 3 exons. The coding region runs from base 58 to 588 and encodes 176 amino acids. The record is from RefSeq and is a predicted model, not a curated record. Lineage: Eukaryota; Metazoa; Chordata; Actinopteri; Perciformes; Serranidae. Gene Ontology annotation, cellular component: endoplasmic reticulum.
ACUGGGAAUCUGGGCUCAGUUUCCUAUUUGUCAUUUGCACCAAACAAGUGACAGAUAAUGUCUCUCCGUGUAUUAGAAAUAAUCUUUUUCUUCUAUUUUGCCUCUCACAUUCCUAUCACUGUAUUUAUUGACUUACAAGCCCUGCUUCCUGGAUAUGUGUAUCCUCAGCCGCUGAGAGACCUUCUGAGGUGGUAUGCAGAGGAGUUCAAAGACCCGAUGGUGCUGUAUCCGCCGGAAUGGUUCAGCUCUUUCAUUUUCUGCGAGGCUGUGUUUCAGACGCCUUUCUUUCCCGUUGCAGCUUAUGCUUUCCUGAAAGGUGGCUGUAAGUGGAUCAGGACUCCUGCCAUUGUGUAUUCCACACAUGUGGCCACCACACUGAUCCCAAUUGUAGCUCACAUCCUCCUCUAUAAGUUUCCUAUGAAACCCCAUCCUGGUCCCCAGACUCUGCAGGAGCGCUGGCUGCUAGUCUCCAUAUACUUGCCAUACCUGCUGGUGCCUGUGCUGCUGCUCCUCACCAUGGUGCUGUCCUCAACAUACAACUCCACCACCAAGUCUGGACACAAGCAGGCCAAAUCUAAGAAGAAUUGACUUUUAUUUUUCCACAUUUUUAGGUGUACCAUUAGUAUGUGAUCUA